AUGACGCAAGCACAAAUCUCUUCCUCCCGCAAACAGUGCGACUUCGCCAAGCUGUUAAUGGCAGGAUACGAUCUUGAAUUGAAUAAUAAAAAUACGCAGGACUUUAAUGUUGUAUUUCAUGGCCCUAAAGAAACAAUCUACGAAGGAGGCGUUUGGCGAGUGCACGUGACUCUACCAGAUGAUUAUCCUUUUUCUUCUCCUUCUAUCGGCUUCCUUAAUAAAAUAUUUCACCCAAAUGUUGAUGAGGCAUCAGGCUCUGUUUGUCUUGACGUAAUUAAUCAAACCUGGACUCCUCUUUACAGCCUGGUGAACGUCUUUGAGGUAUUUCUCCCUCAACUUCUAACAUAUCCAAAUCCUCAAGACCCUUUAAAUAGCGAAGCAGCUUCGCUGUUAAACAGAGACAAAGCGCAGUAUGAACAGAAAGUUAAAGAGCACGUGUUGAAGUACGCAAGCCGAGAUUCGUGGGAGAGAGAAAAAGCAAAAAAGAAAGAAGACGCAGCACAGGCUAAGAGAAGGCAAGAAGAAGAAAUGCAGCAAAGAGAGCUUUCAAGGGUUGAUGAUGAUGCAGAUGGCGGCGAUAUUGAUGAUUUAUAA
Molecule: messenger RNA, 594 nt
Organism: Eimeria acervulina
Lineage: Eukaryota; Apicomplexa; Conoidasida; Eucoccidiorida; Eimeriidae
Product: ubiquitin-conjugating enzyme e2, putative
Exons: 5
Coding region: 1-594 (197 amino acids)
Biological process (GO): ubiquitin-dependent protein catabolic process; protein polyubiquitination
Cellular component (GO): nucleus
Molecular function (GO): ubiquitin conjugating enzyme activity
Source: RefSeq, a predicted model, not a curated record